AUGGUGCUCUUCAAGCGAGCUGCCCAAUCGGUCUUAAGAGACCGAGUAUUCACUCACCUCCGGUUUGUGUCCAUAGCUUCUGUUGGCCUUCUCAUCGGAUUAUUGUACCACGGUAUAGGAAAUGACGGCAACAAAGUCUUUAACAACACUGGCUGUUUGUUUUUCUCGCUUCUCUUUCUUAUGUUUACCUCUCUCAUGCCCACCGUUCUAACAUGUAAGUAAUCCGUCAAAUCUGAUUUCGUUCGAGGUUGAUGAGUAGCCUUUUUCCGUUUUCAGAGCGCUUUUAAGAGGUUUAUGUUAAUAAAGCGAGAGUUUCGGGUUGAUACAUGUCAGAGUCAAACACUCAAACGUCGCACUUCACAUGUAAAGAAAUAUAUACUUGUGAGCGACGACAAUAGAUUUCGCCCCUUAGUAUUGGGUUCGUCACAUGCGAAGUUCGACGUUUCACCUGUGACCCUGGCUCGUCCCCAGUCGUCUUUGCGUACACGCACGGCGGGAGCACGGCGUUUUCCUCCUUCCCAUGACAUCCCGCGCAGCACUAGGGGAAGGUUGUGAGAAACGACUGGGAUGAGUCAGCCUUUGAUCAGAGUAGCUUCUGAUUUGUUCGGCGAGCACGCAAAGUCUCAGCUCAAACACAGUCGUUUUUGUCUGGUCAACAACGCUCCUCCCUCCCUCACUCCCCCUUCCCCUUUGGGGAGGAGUGUUGCGUAACGAGACAAAAACGGCUGCGUGGGAGACAAGCAAAUAAGUAUUAAGUCAGGUGCGAAAACGCGCGUAAAGGCAAGUAAACGAGCGCCACUCAUUUUCGCGCUGGACAACCUAAAACCUCCCGUUACGCAGGCUUUUUGAGCUGUGCCAUACUUUCCUCAAAACAUCUUAAUGCAUUUGUUUUUUUUUCUCCAGUUGUAUAUAAGCGAUAACUUUGUGUUACAGGAGAUCGAGUAAUUUUAAAACUCAUGCUGCAAUUUCUUUUACAGUUCCGAUGGAGAAACUUGUCUUUAUUCGCGAACAUUUAAAUAACUGGUACAGUCUCAAGUCUUAUUAUUUGGCGAAAACAAUGGCUGACGUUCCUUUUCAGGUAAGAUGCAUGAAAUGACAUGAUUGUAGACCAUAUUAUUAAACUGCAACUCACCUGUAAUCGAGGCUGCUGCUCGAAUACCUUAUAUGAGCCUCGGCCGCAUGCCAGUAAGUAGUUCCAUUUAGUUCCUGGACGCCGUGGGCCCCAUUGCUCUCUAAACCGAGAUAUUUAUACGCUGAUAUAUAAAAGUCUGACUUGGACGAUUGGGCGUUCAACAAUAUAAUACAAAAGAUCAAAGGUAUUGAGUGUCCGCUUUUGUCCGCUGAAUAGGGGGAGAAUCAAAGGCCAGCAAUACGAGAAGGGUUGCAUGAACAGGUGUAGAGCUACGUGCAGAAUUCUUUUUUUAGCAGAUUCGUGGAUAAAUCAAGUCUUACAUACUUCUCCAGAAGUUCCUCCCGUCAGGAAAGUCCUUUAUAGCUUCUCACGCUAUUUUUAGGGCUCGCAUUUGACCUGUCACGGAGUGUAACAUCUAUUCAUUGAGUGUUGCCCGACAUACUACCAAAUCUUCCAACGCCAGUUGAAUUUAUGAAGCAUCCCGAUUGAUCGUUCCCUUGACUUUUUCUCCCCCGGCAGAUUCUGCUCCCUGUGAUCUACUGUUCAAUAGUGUAUUUCAUGACAGAUCAACCCAGUGAAGGAUUGCGUUACACACAGUUUCUUUCCAUCACAAUACUCACGUGUCUUGUGGCUCAGUCAAUAGGAUUGCUCAUAGGAACAGUGGCGCCCAGUCUUCCGGUGGGUAUAAGAGUUACUGAGUGUUUUCCAUAGGUUUUUUAGCCCACGUAGCAAGCGGGAGUUUCCGCUCGAGUUAUUGUGCAAAAGUUGGAGCGAGAGCAAAACAAAUGGAAGAAGGGAGGAUAGGAGGGGAGAAGAGGAAACGCCAUUUAUUUUCUCCCCUCUCCUCCUUCAUCCCUCUUUUUCGCUCGCGCGCAAACGCCUGUUACGCAGGCUAUAAGUUUAUAGUAAAUACCACUUCUGGUAUGUGGUUCACGCGCAUGACAGAUGGUACAACUCGCACUCCUGACUCUAAUCGUGACUUUCCCAAAGACUUUUGAAGGGCAGAAUUUUUUUGUGCUUGAGUCGUAGCCAAGUGCGGUAUUAAGUAUUUCGAGUUCAUUCUUAGAGCAGUUUUCACUUGACUGUCGUAAAACCAAAACCAAAGUAAAUACACUAGCCAACCAAAGGGCGUAGUAAAACCAAAACCAAACCAAUUCCUCAAUUACUUUCGACAGUCAAGUGAAAACUGCUCUAUCUACAGCCAGUGAAUACAUUUAUCCACCUGAGUAAACCACGAAGCAGAAGUCUGUACCUUAGUUUUGAAAAUUUAAACUGAAUGCUCUGCAUUUGAACAACAACAGCAGCAGCGGCGGCAACGACGUAAUGAAAUCGAAGUAAGGGUGGAUUUCCACUGUCGCGUAAUUUUUACGUGCGUACGCGCGUUCAAUGUACGUACCUAUAUGAAAUAGAGGCAAUGUAUGAAAUGCCGCGUGUAGACGCAAAAAUUGAGCAACUUUCAGCUUUUACGUUUACGCGCGAUCUUUCAUGCAAGGCCUCUACUUUAUUUACGCGCGUACCCACGUAAAAAUAAUGCGACCGUGGAAGUCCACCUUAAAUAAAAUAGAGGCGAUAUAUGAAAGUCUGCGCGUAAACGUUAAAUCUGAGCGAGGUUCAACUUUUACGGUUACGCGCGACCUUCCACAAUGUAUAGCCGCUAUUUUAUUUACGCGCGUAAAAUUUUACUUGCGUGCGUAUUAAAGAUUGCGUGACAGUGGAAAUCCACCCUAAGACAUGAAAGCAAAGGUCAUUCAAAAUUAAGUUUUUUGGAUGCUUCCAGAAUCUCAAUCAGCCCAUAAAUCAAGUGGAACAUCUAUCAAAAAAGAUCCCUUAGUGAAGCAUUCCAUUCCGUCCGGAAAAAUAGGUCUGGGGAUCAUUUUGAUGUUUACAGUAAAAUAGGAGUCGUAUAAGUGAUCGCACAGGCCUUUACUCUGUUGUUUCGUCUCUUCUCGCAGACUGCCGUUUACGUUGCUCCGGUGACUGGUAUCCCUGUGCUUCUCUUCAGCGGUUUCUUCGUAAAUUUUGACACCAUUCCGAAAUACAUGCAGUGGUUAACAUACGUGUCAUACGCGCGCUACAGCUGGGAAGGGACGGUGUGUGCCAUAUAUGGAAAUAAACGAGGGCCUCUAGAAUGCAAGAACAAGCGGUGUAUUUUUACCAACAGCGAAGAUGUUUUAAGCGCUAUGGAUGUUGAGGAGAAUGCGCUCUAUUUAGAAGGCGCCAAGAUAUACUUCGACGGUUUUGUGCUAUUUUUAUUCUUCGUUGCACUCAGAUUGGCGGCCUAUUGGGUAUUGCGGUACAAAGUCAAGUCGUACCGCUAG
Molecule: messenger RNA, 3450 nt
Organism: Porites evermanni
Lineage: Eukaryota; Metazoa; Cnidaria; Anthozoa; Scleractinia; Poritidae
Source: the annotation of a GenBank genome assembly